Messenger RNA from Podarcis lilfordi (Lilford's wall lizard), 3506 nucleotides. The record is from the annotation of a GenBank genome assembly. Lineage: Eukaryota; Metazoa; Chordata; Lepidosauria; Squamata; Lacertidae.
GGGGUCCCCAGAUGGGGCUGGACUACAACUCCCAUCAUCCCUGAGGCCUGGCCUGGCGAGCUGGGGGUGAUGGGAGUUGUAGUCCAGCCCCACCGGGGGCCCCCAGCUGGAGAAAGGCUGGUCCAGAUGCUGGACUGAUGACCCGGCGGGAAUGAAACGGAAGAGGAAGCCUUGGGGAGAAGCCCAGAAUCUCAGGCUUGGAAGGCACCCAAAGGACAUCUAGUCCAGCCCCUGCAAUGCAGGAAUCUCUGCUCAGCUCCCCAGUGCAGGCGGCCCUCCACCUUCUGCUCAGAAACCUCCAAGGAAGGAGAGGCCGCCAUCUCUCCUGGGGGUGACAGGGCCCAGCAGCUCUUCAGUUUUUCCAAAUGCUUUUCCAAAUGAAACGGAAAACUGCAGCCCAGACCUAAAUCGCAGAUCUGCAUCCCCCAGACUGAAGAGGAAGCCUCUCACUCUUCUUUCCGGUUGGCACUGCCUGCAUUUGGGCCUUCAAUAUUUCACCUUUGAGAAGCUCCUAUUUAUUUCAGUAUUUCAGAACAUAAGAUCUCACCCAUACCUCCUUAAGCCUUUUUUAAUUGGCCGCCUUAAAGUGAAUUCCUGACUACACUCAGCUUGCAUUUCCCUCUGUCUCAGGAAACCUCAAGAGGACAUGAUCACUUUCUCCCAAGUUUCCCAGUACUUCCACUUGCUUGAUCAGUUCCCAUCUGUUGUUGAGGACUAGGUCCAAGACAGAUGAUCCCCUUCUUGUUUCUUCCACCUUCUGGGUCAUGAAAUUGUCAGUGAGGCAAUUCUGCAUGGUCGCUUUCCUUAGACCAGGGCUAGACGCUUCCUUCUCUCUCUUCUUCCUUUUUUCCUGUUAAUGAAAGUUCAGAGUCGGGGCUGUGGUGCAGUCCAGCCCUGGCUCCUAGCAAGACUCAGCCACGCUUGCUCAGGAAACAUUUCUCUUCUCCUGACCAUGUAUCAGUCUGAUAACAGACCAAUAUGUUUGCUUUGUAGGCUUUGCUAGCACCUCUAAAUCGGACCAUCAGAACUUGGCAGAAAACGAAAGGAUUCCUUCCGAUCUCUUGGAGGCUUCAUGAGAGCCCAGAUGGAUGAGCAAGACUCAGCUGGCCCUGAAGCAGGAGGAGGCCCUGCCCUCCAAACUGGGAGCAGUGGGAGAUUAUGGGAAAACUCAGAGCAGAAGAUCCCAGGUGAGGAGGACACCCUCUGCUCAGAGGUGCAGAGCCAGCAGUUGAUGCAGUCCGGCUCUCAGGAGGCCAAAGGACCCCGAGAGGCUUGCGGCCGACUCCACCACCUCAACUGUCAGUGGCUGAAACCAGAAAGUCAUACAAAAGCUCAGAUGCUGGACCUGGUGAUCUUGGAGCAGUUCCUGGCUGUCCUUCCGCUGGAGAUGGAGAGCUGGGUGAGGGAAUGUGGAGCAGAGACCAGUUCCCAGGCUGUAGCCCUGGCUGAAGGUUUCCUCCUGAGUCAGGCGGAGGAGAGGAAGCAGGUGAGAGAGACUUUCCUCUGGAAACUCCCAAGGGGCUCCAAGCAAGACAGGGAGCCUUCCAAGAUGCUCUCCUAAUGGCUUGCCCUCUUUGGAGAAGCAAGGGAUGAGAUCUGCUCCCCUAGUUUGCUCUGAUCAUUCCUUUUCUAAUCCUUCUCCCCAUUCUCUGUUUUAAAUCCUUGUUACUCUUUCAGGAAAAGGGUCUCUUUGCGGAAAUGGGCCUGGAUUCCUGUGAGGCAGAAAAGACUCCGUUGGACGCCAGAGGGAGGCCACUGGGUAAGGAGGAACUCGUCUUUCUUCUCAUUCUGUGGAUCUUGAAACUAAUCUUUGGGUUCUGUUCAUCUUUAGGGGGGGAGGCACUUGGGGCCAAGAGCCCAAAGGGGGGGAAGAUAUAUUUUGACAGAACAAAAAUUUGAAAUGGGUACAAUGUCAAAAUGCACUCAACAAGCAAGACCUUUUCCAUGGCACAUCUAUGGCACUUAUCUCCAAGUGCCGAACCUCUAGUUACAGGUAGGUAACCGUGUUGGUCUGCCGUGGUUGGAAAAAGAAAAAAAAUUCCUUCCAGUAGCACCUUAGAGACCAACUAAGUUUGUUAUUGGUAUGAGCUUUCAUGUGCAUACACACUUCUUCAGAUACACUGAAACAGGCUUCUGAAAGAGACUUCUGUUUCAGUGUAUCUGAAGAAGUGAGAGACGCAGGAGCUGAUGGCUUCCCUUUGACUUUUGUCUCUCGCAGGUGACAGACGGAUGCCCCCCAGACCUCCUCAUCCAUCUUUUCAUGAGAACGGAGGAGAAGCAGCAGCUGUGGAAACAGAUCUGGUAUGGGGAAAGAGCUUUGUGGGGAAAGAGUCAGAGGAGUGGGGCAGCCAGGGAGCCUCUGGGCCGGAAAGAAUUUCUCCUCCUCUUGGCUUCUGUCAAAGCCUCUGUCCUGAACAAAGAUGGACAAUCCCAUUCAAGAAGGUUUAUGUGCUGACAGGAAUGAACAGCCAUCUCUCCUUAACUGGGCUUCGGAAUGUCACUAUUUUUAUGAUUUAUCAGUAGCUGCAGUUAUAUUUCUAUAUUGAUCUAAUCAGGCUUCUAAGCAGUUGUUCAAGCCAUAAAAAAACCAGUGGCCAGGAUUAAGUAGCCCCAUCAGCUGCUGGGGAUCCCCCCCCCCCCCGUGCCCCCAUGAGCUCCAUGAAGUUGGCUGUAGGGCACAGGGAGAGUCCCAUCGCCCCCCAAGCAGCACACAGCGGGAGUAGAGAAGGGAUCAUUCUGUCUGCCAAACAGGAAUGCUUCCACAGACAGAAUAAUUUGAAGAACACCAUGUGGAGUUCCACCCAUGCACACAAAGAUUUAUACCCAUUGUCAGAUGCUGCUGGUGGUUGCUCGUGAGUAACCAGUCAGGACUCUGACCUGUCUUUUACAGGUUUUAUUGUGCAAACUAUUUACAGUGCAGAUCUACAAAGUUCAUGUCCAUCUCAGUCACUUGCAGAAUCUGGGAGUGGCCCCUUCCGGCUUCUCCCCCAACAUAAGAACUUUGACACCCCAAGCCUCCUCCUCCCCUCCUUAUGUUUCACCCCCUGCGCAAGCUGGGCGACGGAAGUGGCGUGCGUCCCUCCUGGCCAGCCUGGCGAGGUGAGGCGCUGCUCCUCAGGAGUUUCGGAGGCUCUCUGUAGCCCAAUGGCCCCCCUGCCUCCCUCCCCUGUUCCGAUGGCAGUCCCCUGACACCCAUCAUUAAAAUGCACAAUAAAAGAAGACAAUUAAAAUGUUCAAGUAAGUGUCUAUAAUUAGAAUGUGCAGCAAAAUAAUCCCAUUAAAAGAACACAACAAUGAACGGACAGAAAACAAUCAAGCAAUGUGUAGUAGAGAAUCUUAUGCUGUCUCAGAAGAGGACCUUUUCCUUUUUCUUUUAGGGUCCUCUGUGCUUUGAAGAUGUCGCUGUGUAUUUCACAGAGGAGGAGUGGGCGUUGCUGGAUCCUGACCAGAGAGCUCUGCAUAAGGAAGUCAUGGAGGAGAAUCGUGCGAUUGUGGACUCUCUCAGU